Molecule: messenger RNA, 1629 nt
Organism: Geosmithia morbida
Lineage: Eukaryota; Fungi; Ascomycota; Sordariomycetes; Hypocreales; Bionectriaceae
Exons: 2
Coding region: 1-1629 (542 amino acids)
Source: RefSeq, a predicted model, not a curated record
AUGCCGCUCUUUUCCAAGAACACAGAUGAGCAAGAGCAGCAGCAGCAGCAGCAGCACCCUCGGGACAAUGACGCCAACCGGCCGACCGCGGUGCCAGACGAGCGCACACGGCUGCUGCCAGACUCGGAACGAGCAGAAGGAAGGACGGGUGCACUCACACCCGACGACCCGGCCGUGACGCCGUACAACCUGUGGACGAUCCGCUUGCUGCGCUUCGUCACCGUGGCAUUCACGCUGGUGACGCUGGUGUGGUGGACGCUCGUGCUGAUCUCGGGCUUCGUCACGCCGCCCGGUUUCCAGACGAGGGGUGGCCCGUUCCUGUCGUUUGGGUUCGCGUGUCUCACGCUUGCCAACAUGGUCUUCACGCUACUGUUCUUCGAGGUACCGGCCAAGGCUGUCCGGAUAUUGUGUCUGGUCAUGGCGGGAAUCCUGCUGGUAGACGUCAUCGUCAUCCUUGCAGUGGAGAGGACACGCUCCGACGAGGGCUGGGUCGGCACGGUGAGCGUGGUGUGGGCUCUGCUCAUGAGCCUCUGGUCGGUGCUGGUGGACAGCACGGUGAAAUGGGGCAAGGCAGAGGAGGAAGAGAGGCUGACGGGCCGGCCGGAGACGAGGCGGACGCUGGUCGAGUGGGUCGGGGUGAUGGCUUCUACCGUGGCCGACACGCUCAUGACGGUGGCCGUGGUGCUCAUGACGCUGACCAUCUUCCUGAGGGCCUUCGACUCCCGGGUGGCCGCUCCGGGGAAGAUGUACCCCGUCGACGGGGGCAAGUACCGCAUCCACGUCUACUGCCGCGGAGGCGAAGACAACGGCAGCAGCAGCACGGCAGGCGUGGCGGCGGCAGAUCUACCGACGGUGCUGUUUGAAGGUGGGGAGAGGUCGGUGGAGAGCGGGCUGUGGAAGCUGGCCGAUGAGGCGGUGGACAACGGCUCGAUAAUGCGGUACUGCUUCGCCGAUCGACCGGGGGUGGGGUGGUCGGACGCGGCGCCGAGCCCGCUCAGCGCCAGCUUAGCGUCCGACGUACUGAGCGAGGCGCUCUCCAGGGCGGGCGAGCACGGGCCAUGGGUCCUGGCCAGCGCGGGCGUAGGGUCCAUCUACCAGCGCGUCUUCUCGUCCCGGCACGGCUCCGACGUCCGGGGCCUGGUGCUCAUCGACCCCCUGCACGAGGACUACCUCGAGAGCGAGGUGGGCUCCCCGGGGAGGGGGUUCUUCCUGUGGCUCCGCGGCGUGCUCUCCCCGCUCGGGCUGGACCGGCUGCCGGGCGCCAUCUUCAAGGGCCGCUCGUCCAAGGAUCGCAUCUACGGCCGGGCCGAGGCCCAGGGGCCCCGCUUCAUCUUCUCCAAGCUCCAGGAGAACCUGGUCGCCUCGUCGUUCACGAAACGGGACGUCCAGGCCAGCCGCGCCAUCCAGCCGCGCGACACGAACCUCGCCGUCAUCAGCUCGGGCCAGCGCAUCAAGAAGGACGAGGCGUGGGCGCGCAGGCAGAGGGACCUGACCAAGCUGACGGAUAAGUUGAAGCACUGGGAUAUCGUCGACAGGGCGCCGCACGAGGUGUGGAACACGGCCGAGGGUCGCGAGACGGUCGAGAGGAGACUGCGGCAGUUGGUCCACGGGUCGAAUGCCAAGCACUGA